Molecule: messenger RNA, 933 nt
Organism: Conger conger (European conger)
Lineage: Eukaryota; Metazoa; Chordata; Actinopteri; Anguilliformes; Congridae
Product: olfactory receptor 51F2-like
Exons: 1
Biological process (GO): G protein-coupled receptor signaling pathway
Cellular component (GO): membrane
Molecular function (GO): G protein-coupled receptor activity; olfactory receptor activity
Source: RefSeq, a predicted model, not a curated record
AUGAGCCCCCUGAACACCAGUAUUGUGCAUCCUGACUUCUUUUUCAUAAGUGGUCUUGCCGGUAUUCCCCAUACAAAAUACUACUAUGUCUUCUUGUGCUUUGUGUAUGCUGUGACUGUACUGGGAAACUCUUUUGUCAUGUGUAUGAUUUACACUGAGCAGUGUCUUCACAGUCCAAAAUACGUCGUAGUUUUUAACUUGGCUCUGUCCGACUUGUGUGGAAGCACGGCACUCAUUCCUCAGGUGAUUGACACCUUCCUGUUUAAGUCACAGUUAAUCUCCUUCGAGGCCUGCUUAACUACCAUGUUUUUUGUUUUAGGGUUUCUCCAUAUGCAGUCUUUCACUCUAACUGUUCUGUCCUAUGAUAGAUGUGUUGCUAUAUGCUUUCCACUGAGAUACAAUGAGAUUGUGACUAAUAAAUCAAUGUUGGUCAUAACAGCCAUAUUAUGGAUCAUUGCAGGACUGGCCAUUCUCAUAGUUGUGAUUUUUAUCACCAGACUGUCCUUCUGCAAAUCCACUGUGGUACCCAGUUAUUUCUGUGAUCCUGGACCCAUACCACAUUUGGCAUGCAAUGACAACACUCCAAGUAUGGUGAUUCGUUGGACAAAUCCUGUUCUGAUUUUCUGGCUUCCAUUACUGUUUAUCGUGAUCACAUACAUUUGUAUCGCCAGAGCAUUGUUCAAAAUUGCAGCAGCCUCAGAGCGCCUCAAAGCCAUGCAAACCUGCACCUCUCAUUUAAUCCUGGUGAGUGUGUUUUAUCUUCCCAUGUGCAUCUCAUUUGCACUGGGCCCCUCCAUUCACCUCCAUGCCAGAAUAAUUAACCUGUCUCUGUCCACUGUCAUGCCACCUAUGCUGAAUCCAAUUAUCUACUCCCUGAUGACUGAAGAAUUCAGGGAAUCCAUUAAAAAGCUGUACAGAAGAAAGAAGAUACAC